Molecule: messenger RNA, 3762 nt
Organism: Trypanosoma theileri
Lineage: Eukaryota; Euglenozoa; Kinetoplastea; Trypanosomatida; Trypanosomatidae
Exons: 1
Coding region: 1-3762 (1253 amino acids)
Molecular function (GO): protein binding
Source: RefSeq, a predicted model, not a curated record
AUGCCUCCAAAAACAAAACGACGGGUUAUUGAAGACCCCAACAAUACAUGGAAUCAUCAGUUAAUGGAGGCUUGUUUACAUUACAACAUCACAGAUGCAGAAGCUGUGUAUGAGAAUGGUGCGGAUCCAAUAGGUGCACGUGAGAAAGUGCCUUUCUAUCCAGAUCCACUUCCACCUCUCAUCGCCCUUCUUCUUCUUAAUGGUCGAUCUACCACAGAAGCUACAAAUACGAUGAAUUGGCUUAUUGCUCGUGGUGCUAAAGUCUCACAGUUUAUUCCUCUUCAAGGAAAAAAUUUCUUUACGGAUCCAGAUGAAACCGGUACCAUUCUGCACCUUCUCGUACAAUUAGGUCAACCAUCAUUAUUAGUGGAAGUCCUCGCCCUGAUUGGAGAACCCCGUCCAACACCCAUGUCUCUAUUAAGACGUCUACCACGUACAGAUCCAAGUGUGCUAUCUAUGUUUUCAUUAAAUCCUGUAUCUACUCCACCAACACAAACAUCUACAGCAGGUGCUGCUCCUACUGUAGCUGCACGGCGACUGGGAAGUGCAUCUGGGAAUACAGUUGCAGGGGCUGCUGCGACUACAAGACGAUCUGCACGACACUCACAUGUCUCACCCGAAUCCUCUCCAGUCUCAUCACCAAAAUUUCAUAUGGAUGCUAAUAUGCAUUUAAAAGGAGAUAUUAUUGAUUUCUCUGCACGUACAUCUGUUCAUAGUUGGACCGCAUUAGAUUUAGCUCUUCGCCGCUCAGAUGCCCUAAUGGUACAAUUACUACUUUACUACGGAGCUCCUGGUGUGUUUCACUCUCUUGUUAAUGGUAUGCAAACAGCUCUAGCACGGGCUUGUGCUGCAGGUGAUAAAGAACUUGUAGAAACUCUUUUAGAUGCUGGAGACUCUAUUGGACAAAUAUCAUUGGAUGGUCGGUAUACAUUAAUACACUAUGCUGCCGCCCAACCAGCCGUGUUGGAUCUCUUGUUGGCUCGUGGUUUAUCUAUUGAUGCACCUAAUGCCUUUGGUGAAUCCGCGCUUGUUUCUCUUAUCUGUUAUGGACAAGGUGUAAAUGCGGAUUACUCUAUACGUGAAACCCCACGACCUGCAGAUGCCGCACGACUGGCCGCUCUUCCUCCACCCGCAUUGCGAAAUUACAUCUUAACUCCAUUACCACCUCUCAUGGCUCCCUCCUCCUCCACUGCAGGAGCCGCAGCGAGAGCUUCAAAAGUGAUGGUUAAUACCGCCGGUAGUGUUGUAGGCGAUACGGAAUAUCCAAAUACGGUACGAGAUGCCGAUACUUGGUGGUAUUUUACAUCUGGUAGUAAUACAUGGGCGAUGAUACAAAACUUGUAUGAACGGGGUGCGGAUGUGAAUGGGAAUUUACCACGUGGAGAAUCUUCUAAAAUGACCCGACGUACUAAUGAAAACAAACAAACAUUAUUAUUAAAGGUUUCACCACAAUAUCAACAGCAAUUUCGUCAUACCCCUUCAAGUUCCCCUUCCGCUUCUCUACUGAGCGAUAGUUAUGGUCUUCCUAUGAGUGGUCCUACUGGUGCCUCUACGGAGGAAGAUAACUUGGAAGAUAGUGAUAACCGUCCUAAUAUGCAAUGUACUAUACAAUUAACACCACUCAUGCAUGCUAUUAUUGCCUACCACCCGGAGUUAAUUCGUCGUCUUGCGGUAGAAUAUCGUGCAGAUCCAAUGGUAAAAAAUGUAUAUGGAGCAUGUGCAUUACACUACGCUGCUAUGGCUCGUCAUCCAAGUGUAAUGGAGUUAAUGCUUUCUCAACUUGUUAUCCCUUUACAUCCUCAUUUUGAUAUCAAUACACAAGAUUGUUGUGGACGAACACCAUUACAUUAUGCUGCUAUGUACGGUAAUGUACCAGUUGUGCGUGUACUCCUUACAUUAGGUCAAACAUUACAUGCUGGUAAACCAGACUUUGCAGGUCGUACACCCCUUCAUCUCGCCGUAUUAGCCGGUGAUACUUCUGUGGUAGGAUUACUUCUACACUAUGCGGAAGCUUCUGUGGCCAUGGAGUCUGUGAGUGUCAGUUCUUUACCACCAUCUAAGAAACGUCCUCUUUCGAUGCGUCGUAAACCGCGGCAUUCCUCUGUGACGAUUGAUGGUAUGCCGUUAGACCCCACCACCGCCUCUGCAACGGGUAUUGAUGUAGAAACAGAAGAUCUUAUCUCUGGACAAUCAGCACUGGAGAUGGCAGUAUGCACUACACAUGAUGUUGCGAUUGUACGAUUAUUACUUACCAUUGGUUGUGCGUGUGUACGGCAUGGAAGUGGUUUACCAACAGGUGGAACACUUUUACAUCGUACGGUAACAGAUGGACAAACAGAGAUUAUGAUAUUAUUAUUAGAAAACUAUGCGGAUCCAAAUGAAAUGGAUGAUCGUGAACAAACCCCAUUACACCUUGCCGCACAGUCUUCACUUCCACAAAGAUGUGAAAUGGUGCGAGAACUUAUGCGUUUUGGGGCUGCCGCGGAAUCACAGAGUGGAUGUACAUUAGAAACCCCAAUUAUUAUUGCCGCCCGUCGUGGGGAUGCGGAGAUGUUAGAUCUCAUGCUUCAUCAACAGGAAGAGUUCACAGGCACAAGUAUGAUGGGAUCACUCUCAUCUAGAACAGCAGAGCGAGCACGUAAUCGCAGUACCGCACGUCAUCAGUCCACUUUAUCACCAUCAAGCCGACGUGCUGCUCGACAACAAGAACAAUCACAAGAACAAUCACAAUCACAAUCACAACAACAACAGGAGCAACAACAAGAACAACAAUCACAAUCACAGCAGAAACAAACAAAACAAUCCAAACAAAAACAACAAAAACAAUCACAACAAAAACAAGGUUCACGUGGACGAACUCUACAUCGUCGUGCAAGUAAUGUUUCCGUGGUCUCUGAAGCCAAUGGGAAUUCACUUUUUGAUAACACCUGCAGUCUAGAUUCACGGACCUUGUUAUCAUCGCCUGCUAUUACACCAACAACCUCAGCAGGAGGAGGAGGAGCAGCAGCAGCAGCAGGAGUAGUAGCGUCUAUACGUGGAAGUAAUGAAAACUCUGUGGAUCGAGCUUUAUUGACUCCAAAUCAUUUACUGAUUGCCGAUGGAAAAGUACGUACGGCACUUCAUUACCUCUGUGAUCAAAGUGAUGCACAAAAACAAAAGGAACUACUCCCACUCUUACGCGAAAUUCUUCGUUGUCCACUAGCCUCAACAUUAGUAAUGCAGUUAGAUAUAAAUGGUCGACUCCCUCUACACGAUGCCUGUGCUGCUGGAUACACCGCAGCUGUACAAGAGUUACUUCGUCAUGAUGAUGGGAAUACCACUGUUUUCAUGGAUGCCAGUGGUUUCACACCACUCCAUUGUGCUGUGAUUGCAGAUGAUCCUGAGAGUAUUGCUGCACUUGUGCAAAGUGUUGAAUUUUGGAUUCCAUGCACUUUGAAAGGCGUUUCAGCCGCAGUCGAUGCGCCUAAUUUAGUGCCCAUCACAAGUCGUAUGUUGCAACAGCGAAAAUAUGGAUUGAGUUCACACCACGGUGAAGGAUGUCGAGAGACGUGGAUAAAUAAUAUGUGGGCAUACUUAAAUGUAUAUGAUAAUAUGGGACGCACACCAUUAUUACUCGCAGCAGAGUUGGGCCGAAGAAAAGCUAGUGCCUUUUUAAUGUCACUUCUACAGGAAUGCUCAAGGAAGUCUAUGAAGGUACCAGCUGAUAUCGCUCGUACGCUCUUUGUAAAUGGUGAUGUGUAUAACCCUGUUAGUCCAUUGUAA